Molecule: messenger RNA, 982 nt
Organism: Selaginella moellendorffii
Lineage: Eukaryota; Viridiplantae; Streptophyta; Lycopodiopsida; Selaginellales; Selaginellaceae
Exons: 2
Coding region: 274-753 (159 amino acids)
Source: RefSeq, a predicted model, not a curated record
AAAUUAAUUAUUCGCUAGAGGGAGGGGUCGAACCUCCGACCUUGCGGUUAACAGCCGCACGCUCUGACCAUCUGAGCUACUCCAGCUUUACAUUAGUUAACUGUCUUAUUCACUUUAAUUGCUUAUAUACUUCGCAAGAUCUUCCGAAUAUUCUCAAAAUAUUCCUGUAGUUCGUUGAGUGUUUACCUUGGAUCAUCACAUCACUCUCGAUCACAUCCUGUGUCAAUCCACAAUGCCGCCCCAGAAACCAUGCCCCGGUGCCAGUGAUUCCCAAUGGAGAGCACUCGAGCGAGGAGAUGGAGAAAAACUUUAGGGUUCUCAACAUUAGGGCUCUUGGGAUUGGAGGGAAUGGGAGAGGGCGAUGGCGAUCUGGAGGCUCUGGAGGAGGAGGUGAGAGAGAUGGACGCGCGCGUCAAGAGAAUGCGCAGCCAAGGCCCCGCCAGGUUUAAAUCUUUGCUCCAGGAGCAUCUUGUCACGCUCCGGCCCCCUCCAACGCUAGAGCCGCCGCUACACACGCCAUAUCUCGAUGGAGUAAAUGGUGAUUUGUCUGCGAUCCAGACGAGACGGUUGGAGGCUCUCAAUUCGCUUCCCGGAUUGUUGGAGCGCAUCAACAAAUGCACGGAUGAUCUCUCCGCCACUCUCGCCAAGCUCAAGCACAAGCGAUCUUACGACCUGGUUUUCGAGCUGCCGCAUCCAACACUACCCGAGGAGGAUGGCGAUGGCAGCCUCGCCAGUCGAUUCUUUCCAACUUAGCCGCCGUCUCUCUCUCCUGUACAAACAAGGAAGAACAGCACAGCGAAUUCAUCAACAGGGACAGGAAGAACCAACAGACACAAGAAAAUUACUAUACUACCACCUCGUCGGCAUUAAUUUGCUUGUAUCCUUCUGACUUGUAAGUGUUCACUCGUUUGUAACAUUCGGUUUCUGUCCGUCCAUUGAAUGUUUAUCAAUCAGCCUCUGUGUUUGCUGAUCACAACUUCAA